This is a messenger RNA of Ostreococcus lucimarinus CCE9901, 915 nucleotides long. RefSeq lists its product with no specific name. The coding region runs from base 1 to 915 and encodes 304 amino acids. Lineage: Eukaryota; Viridiplantae; Chlorophyta; Mamiellophyceae; Mamiellales; Bathycoccaceae. The record is from RefSeq and is a predicted model, not a curated record. The transcript has a single exon.
AUGACGCGCGCGUCUCAUCUGCGCGGCUUCCUCGUCGCUUUGUUUUCUCUCCUGGCGCUGCGCGUCGACGCGCGGUACCGAGGACGCGCCGUCGGUGGACGCCGAAUCUCUGGACGUGGGAUCGGACCUCGCGCCGCCGAUCGCGUUGGUAUCGGUCGAAAGUUACUCGAAAGUUACGACAGUAACGACGCGACAGAGGUUGCGCCCGUGUUGCGUGAAGAUGGUCACUGCGUCGUCGCGUACGAUCAAAUCGCGCGUCGACCUGAACUGUCGGAAUUGAAACAAGUCAUAGACACGCUGCCGAGAAUCAAGGACAAGCUGCAAGACCCCACGAGAGUUUUCACCUUGUUCUGUCCGACGAACGAUGCGAUCGAGAAGCUGCGAGCUUGGGAAGAUUGGGAAGCUGCGCGGCGCGAUCUCGUGGACGCGUUUGGCUCCACGCGAUUGAUGAGAGCCUACCUUUUGGCGUACCACGCCGUGCCAAACGCCACGUACACGAUGUCACAGCUCGAACAACUUCGUGGCGACGAUCGCUUUCUCGAAGAUUAUCUCAACAACGUCAUGCCGCUGUACGUGGUCGAACAGAAGGCGAACGGUGUGGUAAUCUCAGGACUCGGGUCCGACGCGCGAAUCGUCGAAGCGGAUAUUCGCGCGUGCGGGGCCAUUUUGCACUCGAUCGAUCACGUCUUGCUCCCGUUCGACGGCGACGACGAGUUCGACGGCGAACAGGUAUCAGCAUUGAUCUCGGCCACGGACGCGCUUCGCAAGCGAUACGGCCAACCGCCGCUCACCGCCGAAGAGAAGACCUCGAUUCAGUCUUCCGACGACCCAGUCGACGCCGUCGGCGCCGUCGACAUCGAAUCCGUCCCGUCGGCGUGGACCGAAGCGGCGUACGAAUACGAAGACGACGAUUAA